AUGGCAUCUCCAGAUAUUGCUAGCUGGGCAGACCACGCACUUAUUCUUGUAAAGCAUGCAGACGGCUAUCUGUCUGCCCUUUACUCUCUCAAACAGUUACUUGACCUUGAAAGUAAACAGCCUACCGACCUUAUUGUCAAAGGUGGUUUAUCUGAUAUUGUAUUUGGAUAUGGCGGUGUACCAUUCACUAUUGAAUCUAUGGCACGACCAGCUGUCGAGAGAAUGACAAUAUUCAUUGAUCCUACUAUCACGGCACUGCAGAAACAGGUUCUGAAAAAAUUCCCCGACUAUGGUGACCUUGGAAAGAGCACGCCAGCAUUUCAAAAUGGAUACAUGGAAACUAUAGAAAGCACCAAAUCGUAUUUUCAACUGCUUGCUGCUGUUGCUGACUACUUGGAAAUGUGUAUUACCGCUUUAAAAACUGCUGGGAAAUUCACGCGACUAAAUCCAGAGUUUAAUCCAGAUCUGACAAAUACGUUUCUUGAUCUGUUUCUGGCCGUAACUUCCAUUAUAUAUCUGGUUGGGUCAAUAGGACCAGAAGUAAAACUUUUGGCUUUUGUGCAUAAUCGUGCAUACCAGACUCAAAGUGGUGGUCCAAAUUCCCCUGGAUGGUUAAAUGUGUCCAAACUGCUUACAGCCUAUCAAAAAUCAUCCAUAUUUCUUCAAGAAUCGCUAGCUCCAAUUGCAUCUCGGAUCAUUACCGUCAUUAUUUCUUUACGUCCAGAUGUUGAUUCACAGCUCGUAACAACUGCAGAGACCCUGCGCAAUGCGGGCACGUUUUCUGUUGUUCCGGAAAUGUACGGCAUUACUUCCAACCCGCCUACAAACCUCUAUUUAAAAUCAAUUAGCAGCCUCAUGAAACUAUUUAAAAUAUGUACGUUUGGAGUUUUAGCUGCACCAACAGAGGCGUUUCAGCAAACCGCUAGUCUAGAAAUACUGAAAACUGUGCUGGGCUAUGGGUCUGUUGUGCCCUUGAUUCGUAACGAAUUGAUGAAUCUAGGCACCGAGUUUGAAGUGACAUCAAAAUCAAAAGAAAAGAUCGGAAAACUAAAGUCUAUUGUAAAUGAAGCCUUUUCAGCUUCACAUUCACAGGCAAUUAUUUUACAUCGUGAUCGACGCCAAUAUAUUCGUGGCCAACUUCAGCAAAUGUUGGCGUUGUUGAACAAUGACAAUAUCUUGUCCAAGAAAUUUACGACAAUUGUGGCGGGCAUAUCCUUUGCUCGCGAUGAAAUUAUGUGGUAUUUUGUGCACAAUGACAAGGACCCAAAAAAGAAACGCGACUCGAAAUCCAUUGAUUUAAUAGUGAUUGAUUUGAUUUAUCUUGUUUGCGAGAUUGCCAACGGUCUUUUAAGUCGUCGAGAAAUUGCUCAGCGUGGUAUUGCAAAGCACAUUCGUGCAUUGGUAAUAUCUCAAAAUCUGCCUGCAGAAAUUGAGCUACUGAUGCAUGCACCUCAACUUCCACACGACUCGGCAGGUCUUAUCUUAUAUGGCAUUCACAGUUGCAUCAACUCGAUUCAAAAUUCAGAUAUUAAGGAACUUGCUAAAUCUGGCGAGUUUGAAGCUUUACGAUUAAAUAAUAUUCGCUUCCAAGCACAUGCUUCACUUCAGCAGGAGCUUCUACAAACAGAAAAUUAUUCUACUAUAAUCAAUCUAAUGUCCACUGUUUCUGAUCUCACAAAGUGGCUAGACAUGUAUGAUGAGCACAUUGCUGAAGCAUCUUCUUUCAAAUGUCUGUUUUUCUUUCAGACAUCACUUCAGGAGCAUAUAAAGGAAUGCUUUGAUACGCAAGCUGAUGCACUCCGCUCAAUUGGUGCUUUGGGAUCCAUUGUGACUGAUUUUAGUAACAAUUUGACUUCCAUUUGGCCAGCCGAAUAUAAUUGGUUAAACACGCAUACAAUCUGUUUUGCAACCGAGUUUUAUUCUGCACUUGGACAAUAUACAAGCGCAGUGGCUUACGAUGUUGCAAUGCAAAAAAUAGAAAUCCAAUCACGCACAUUGCCUCGAGAAACUGUUGCAUAUCUUCCAAAACCUUCGCGUGUGGUUUUAGAUGCCAAAAAAAAGGCACUGAAUCGUCGUCAAGCAUCAGAGCGACCUCUUGUUCGUCCUGGACUUGAAAGUACUCUUAAAGGCACUGAUAUUGAAGUCCAAAGUUUUGAUCGUCUACAAACGUUGAUGAAAAAUCUGAUUUUAGCCAUUUCAAAGCAGCCAAGUAUCAAAAUCCAGGAAGUGGAAUUUCAGCCCAUCGAGUUUUUUAUCGACUCGUUGGCAAACCGCUUUCGCAAUUUUUUGAACCAAGCAGUCUAUCGUAUUGAUCUGUUUGGCAAGGAAAUUGUUGGUCAGAAUAAAGAUGAUCUCAUGUCAUUUGAUGCAAAAAGACCAACAGUUUUAUUACACGAAAUCAAGUCGUUUAUGAUGAUUGCCAAGACAAUUGAUGGACUGGCUGGAACAGAUAUUGUAGCGGUGCUUCGUGAUAUUUUGAUUGAGCAGUCUGAUUUAGAAAAAGCUCGUGCAUUUACCAGUGGUGACGCAGAAGGAUUUGCUGAUCAAAUCAAGGGCAGGCAGGCACGCGAAAAGGGAAAACCGCCUGUAAUGAACGUUAUCCAGCCUUUUCUUGUGACUUAUAUGCAAUGGUAUUGCGAAUUUCUUUCCAGCAAAGCUGCUACUCGAAACACAGUUUAUUCGCAAAGCCGUCGCGCCUUUUGCUCUAUUUCUGCCAGUACUGUUGAGGCCCAGACAUACACCGAUGCACAUGAACUUGAAGCAUUGAGCGAGCUUAUUGGUCCACAAGGCAUCCAAUUCAUGGAUUUGAAACUUACACGACAAAUUACAAUACUGUGUGGAUCCAUCCAGGAAAUGAUUUUUCAAAACACGGAAGCACUAGAGUUGAUUAGUGUGUGCUGGACAGAUGAGUCUGUUAUGAAAGAGGCUCUCAGAAAAAUGAGACACAUGCGCGACUUUAUAACCAAGAUGAUUAGCGUGGGGAUUAUUUUGGAAUUUAGAAAGCUUAUGGCUAGCUCAUCCCGCCAUGUGAUUUCAACUAAAUUCCCAAAGAUCGAGGCGCUGGUAGUUGCCACUCAACACCAAUAUGGAGACUCUUGCACAGAAACUGAUAAAGAUUUCAAGGUACUUGAUAGUCUUGCAAACCAAAUUGGUAUGCGCGAGCGAUGCGAUGUGAUGCUAAAAUGGGCUCUUUCCGCACUUACAGCAUCCCAAACCGAUCCAGCCAUGUGGAGAUUUCUUCCAUACCUGUUUGCAGCAGCACUUUGGCAUACCAUAUUUGAUGAUUCUGUAGUUUACAUUUCGCAUCUAGAUGCCAUGGAAAACAAUGCACAUUGUAUCAUGGCGACAUUCUCAACACUGACUGCAAAUAUAAACUCAUUGUCAAACUCUCAAGAGUUGCAAAUGGCUAGCAACAUGCAUAUCGAGUUUUUCAAAGUGGCGGCCACACUACUGCUUUGUGCACCACAACACACUAGUGAAAAGGAUCGUGAGUGGCAGUCAAAAUCGUACGAUACAGUGGUGCUGAUUCUUCAACAGUUUUCAAGUACCUCACCCUAUAUCACGGCGGAUGUGGCUGAAAGAUACUUUCCGUACGCUAUGUUGCAAUUAUCCACUACUCAAAUAUUUCAAAAUCGUCUUCAACUCCAAUCAAGUCAGGGUCUGACAGCAACAGGACGUGGAGAUGAAGAUCCAGCCUAUUGA
Molecule: messenger RNA, 3702 nt
Organism: Batrachochytrium dendrobatidis JAM81
Lineage: Eukaryota; Fungi; Chytridiomycota; Chytridiomycetes; Rhizophydiales
Exons: 20
Coding region: 1-3702 (1233 amino acids)
Biological process (GO): cell projection assembly; cell migration; cell morphogenesis
Cellular component (GO): SCAR complex
Source: RefSeq, a predicted model, not a curated record